AUGUCUGAGUCAAGAUCCUUACCUUACGCUCAAGAGUUCGUUGACUAUGUCAACGCCUCUCCAACUCCAUACCAUGCAGUUAAAAAUGUGAAAACAUAUCUCUUAGAUGCAGGAUUUGUGGAGCUUAGAGAAAACGCCAAAUGGGACAAGCCUGCCAACUCAGGUAAAUACUUUGUCACUAGAAAUGGUUCGUCGCUUAUUGCUUUCACUGUCGGUGGUAAAUAUGAGACAGGUAAUGGUGUUGGUAUCGUAGGUGCUCAUACGGACUCUCCGUGUCUUAGAAUUAAGCCAAUUUCGAAGAAGACCUCAGAAGGGUUUAUUCAAGUUGGGGUUGAACAAUAUGGAGGAUUAAUUGCACACUCUUGGUUUGAUAGAGAUCUUUCUAUUGCUGGUAGAGUUUAUGUUACUGACAGCGAGGGUAAUUAUGUUCCUAAGUUAAUCAAAAUAGACAAGCCCUUGUUGAGAAUUCCUACCUUAGCCAUCCACCUUGAUAGAUCAGUUAAGGAUAAAUUUGAGUUCAACAAGGAAACGAAAUUGAUCCCCAUUGCAGGGCAAAUCGCAUUGGAUAAGAACGAAUUGAAGAACGAAAAGACCAAGAAGGAUGCUGCUCAUUCUUGUGCAGAUGAUCCAGCACUUCAAAUGUCUCCCGAGCAAUUCGAAUCGGUGCAGUCGGUCAUCACUAGACACAACGAAUCGCUUGUUGAAUUGAUUGCAAAAGAAUGUGGAGUUGAGCCAAAGCAGAUUGAAGAUUUUGAAUUGGUUCUUUUUGACCACCAAAAGUCAACUAUUGGUGGAUUAAAUGAAGAGUUCAUCUUCUCCCCAAGACUUGAUAAUUUAACUUCGUGUUUCUGCGCUACCAAGGGUUUAAUUGAUUCGACCAAGGGGCUUCUGGAUCAAGAAACCAUUCAAUUAAUCUCACUCUUCGAUCAUGAAGAAAUAGGUUCAGUUUCAGCUCAAGGUGCUGAUUCCACCUUUUUACCUGAUACGCUAUACAGACUUGUAGAUUUCGCUUCAUUCCACCAAGUGAUGGCGAACUCUUUCUUGUUGUCUUCGGAUAUGGCCCAUGGUGUCCACCCUAACUAUGGUGAGAAUUAUGAAGCUUCAAAUAGGCCACAUGUCAACAAGGGCCCUGUAAUCAAAAUUAAUGCCAAUCAAAGAUAUGCUACCAAUUCCCCAGGUAUUGUCUUGUUGAAGAAAUGUGCAGAAUUAGCUAAAGUUCCGUUACAGCUCUUUGUUGUCAGAAAUGAUUCUCCCUGUGGAUCUACUAUUGGACCUAUCUUAUCUGCCAAAUUGGGGAUUAGAACAUUGGAUUUAGGUAACCCGCAAUUGUCCAUGCAUUCCAUUAGAGAAACUGGUGGCACCUACGACGUGGUCAGAUUGUGUGACUUAUUCGAAUCAUUCUUCAACAAUUACUACAAUAUUAGCACAAAGAUCCAAUGUGAUGGUGCCAAUUAA
Dujonia railenensis is the source of this 1455-nucleotide messenger RNA. The record is from the annotation of a GenBank genome assembly. NCBI's taxonomy places the organism in Eukaryota, Fungi, Ascomycota, Pichiomycetes, Serinales, Debaryomycetaceae.